UUCUAUUCAAGGACAAAUAUAUAUUCUGCUGGAAAAGUGCUUUUCUAUUGUUAUCGAGCGUUUUCUUAUUCGUCUAAAGAAAAGGACUAUGUUCAAACAGUUAAAGUUAAAAUAGCGAUUCCCGUAGAAUAGUCGACAAACAAGCUAGAGAACAGGUAUCAGUUUAAAAGUAAUCGAAGCCAUGUUGAGGGAUCUGUUACAGAGACCUAUCGGAAGAACAAUGUAUUCGCUGAUGUAGGCGACCAAAGAAUGAUCCUCUCUCUUUCACCCUCCUUAUUCUUCCUUCUUUGCAUUUUGUGAAAAAGGAUACGGUAUGCAGUUUUCCCCCUUAGAAUCUAUUCGUCAUUCUCCCAUACCAUUUACGAACUUACCGAAUUUCUUACCUGAAUGACUGGCUUCUUACCUAAACUCGCUAAAAAGGUAUAUUACACCGGAGUCGGUUUGCGGAGGGUAGUAGAAUUCCUAGAACUAGCGACACCUGUCUAAGAUACUAAUUUUGAACGUUUCUUCUCAAAUGUACCUGAAACAUUCCACUUGUAUUUUAUCUUUAUCUCUUUCUCUCUUUUUUUUAUGCAUUCAAUUUCUAAAAAACUAACCGGUUUUUAUUGAUAAUCGGAUCGAACGUGCAAGAGGUCAAUAUACCGGGCUACGAUCGAUGAUGAUUAUUAAUAGCGCAAUUCGUGUCAAAAAAUCGACCUCGUGUCGAUCGUUGUCUUAUUUAUGGAAUGACAUUUGCCUGUCCAAGAAGAGAUUAAUAAUAAUUCCGAAUAAAAACAUCGAUUUCAGAGAAGCUCUUUAUUGUCGUCAAUUAAAUUUCGCGUUUUCGCCAAAGUAAAAUAGUACUUUUAAUAUAUUUUGUUAGAAUAUUAUAACGAACGUUCUCGAUUUAUAUAUUCAUUUGUCUCCGUUUUCAUCGAAGUGAUGCUGUUGUCUUCUUUUUCCGCUGCAUUCUUUAAUUCGAUAAACAAUUUCGUUUCGCUCGAUUCUCGUAGGACAUUUAAUUAACGUAGAAGACCAAUAUUUUGAAAAUAUCAAAUGACCUCGACGUGCAAUGCGAUACGUAGUGACGAUAUAUCGAGGCAAAAAAAUGUCGUUUGUAUUAUAACGAUGGAAUGUGCAAUUGAAUUUUGUUUCGAGUUGAUUAUUCAAAUUCUUAUAACGUUAAGGAGGUAGGUAGACGAUAGAUUCAACGUGUCCAUUCAUAAAAACAAAAAGAAACAGAAAUAGAAACAAGAAGAGGCAUUUCCGUAUCUCGUUUUCCUCUCACUUCAGAGAUCUCUGCGUUAAGUUGUGAACGAAGUGCGCGAGUCGCACGUGCUUCGUGUUGCCAAGCGUGUAAGUGGGUAAGGAAAAAAAGAGAAAGAAAGAAAGAAGCGACAGUGUUCUUGAGAGAGAGAGAGAGAGAGAGAGAGAGAGAGAGAGAGAGAGAGAGAGAGAGAGAGAGAGAGAGAGAGAGAGAGAGAGAGAGAGAGAGAAUACGAAGGUACGAUUCGUCGCGCGAAAAUGCGACCACGUAGGAAAUUCAAAAGCGAAAGAUCACGACGAAUGAUGGCGAAGAAAGGAAACAAACGAACGACGGACGUAGCUCGGCAAACGUAGCCAACUUCUUCUUCUCUGAAUAAUUUUACUUCUGUUACACGCGUAACGAGCCGACGAAUGGUUCUUCUGUGUUAUAUAUUGCGUGUGUUACGCGUACAUACCUGUAAGAAGUCUCCUACUUCGUUCGACGGAAGAAGAUAGAGAAAGAGAGGGAAGGACGGAGAGAAAGAGAGACGGGGGAGGAGAAUCAGCGUGGAAAGGGUGGGAGAGAGUAAAAGAGAGGGGCGCGAAAGCGAAGAAGGACGCGAUACAAUGGUGAAGAAUCUCUGGGAGGGUAGGACGAUGGGUAAGGCGAGCCGAGCCAAGCGAUUCGUGACGCGGCACGGCACGGGACAAGGGAGGGUAAAGGCAAGGCAAACACCGUGAGUCAGAGCCAAAGUAGGAAGUUAGCCAGGACAUUUUGUUAGAGGUUCGAAACAGUUCAAGAAGAUACAAGUGUUUAUCUAAGAAAAGAUCUUUUGGAGGAGGAUGCUUGGCAGUUGGGGUUGGGAAGAAGUAUUGGAGUUGGGAGAGGGAACAACACCCCUGUUACAAAACUGUCAGAGAAGAGAAAGUCCAGAUUCGACACAUCCUGUUCCAGAUAGUCGGGUGCUGAGGUAUGCUCCCAGCCGAUGUCACCCCCCCGCCAGCGUCAAUUCAUCACAGUACAGCUUGCAGCCUCCUCUCGACUGUACAGACUAGCAGCGUGAGGUGGCAAAAAUGCUGACUGCUCAUUCUGAGAUGCAUGAAAAACGAGGUCCCUUAGGAGGUGGACAAUAUGGAGCAGGCGGGGGUGGUGGCAAUUCGAUUGAAGAGAAAUGUAUUCAAGAACAACCACCCCCGCCUCCUGCUCCUCCACAAAGGGAUCCAUCAGAUCCAACAAUUAGCGCUAAAAAACUUCCAAAGAAACGAAAAUUUGAUCCAUCGGAACUCGAAGAAAUGGAUAAAUGUAGUAAUGUAACAAGCAACGUUAAUAAUAUGAUAAAUACGCGUGCACCAAACGUAUCUAUUGCUUGUUUAGUUCAACAUUCAAGUUUGGCUAAUCGACAGUCUCCGCAACAACAAGAAGCAGACUGUUACCAAGUGUCAACACCAUCGGUGGUAGUUUUACCUCCUCAGAGUACAGCUGUAGAUUAUUCUUUAAGAGAAGAACCUAUGCGUGCUCGUCCUCGACCUGCUACGGUUGCUAUUGAUCUCAGUGAGUGGCGUGACCACAGAGUGUUAGCUUUAAGGGAUUCAUGUUAUUAUCCAGGUGUUAUUCGUAAUGUGAUUCAUGGAGAGAUUCUCAUAGAAUUUGAUGGAGAAAGGAAGUUAGUGCGUUAUAGUGAUGUUUUAGGUGCAGGAAGGUAUGAUGUGAUAGGGGAUGCUAGCCCAUCUUUAGGGCAAGUGACUUUAGAUGCAAAAGUUUGCAUUAGAUGUCCAACAGCAAAUAGUCACAUAGACGCAUUAACUAAAGUGUUUGUGAAAGGGACAGUGUGCAAGAUAUUAACAAAGCCUAAUCGUUUUGUUGUUAAAAUACCAAGAGAAGACGAUCAGAGUGAUAGUUAUGUAGUGAAACGUGCAGACCUGCGUUUGGUGCAACCUCCUUGGUGGGAUGAAUUAGAAGAAGGACUGGAAGAUAUUGACUCUAACAGAGUUGAAGCAGUUGAUCAUGGAUAUAGAAAUUCUGUGGAAGCUUCAACAGCAGUGUCAAUUUUACAACUCCAUCAUACUCCUCACCAUGCAUCUCAUAUAUCUACGCAUAAUGACACAACUGGUUAUUAUAGAACAACUGGUACUAGUCCUCUUAUGACAUUAGGGACUCUUGCACAUUCUGCUAGUACAGCAUUAAGUAACGGAAGCCGACCAUAUGACGAACUAGAAAGUGAAGAUGAUUUGGAUAGAGAAAAUAUUACAUUUCCUUCAGAUGCUGAUGCAAAAUUAUCAGGGAGUAGUAAACGAAGCAGUAUGCAGAGCAGAGGAAGUACCAGCAGUUUAGUUGAGCAACGCAGUAUAACACCGCGUUCUCAGGCAGCCACACCCAGAUCUCAGGCGGCUACGCCACAUAAGUAUAAAAAGGGUGAUGUAGUGUCUAUGCCCAACGGAAUUAUGAAAAAAUUCAAUGGGAAACAGUGGCGUAGACUUUGUGGUAAAGAAGGAUGUUUAAAAGAAAGUCAAAGGAGAGGAUUCUGUUCCCGACAUCUCAAUCUGAAAGGAUCUUGCCUUAGAGGCCCGACAAAUGCGUUCCCUGGUGGAAAAAUUGAUGGAGAAGAAACAUCAAGAGGUUCUGAUACUUCUCCAAACUAUGGAGAUAGAAGAAUCGCAGGACGCUUUGAUCAAGAUGAGACUGAAGCUGCUAACAUGCUUGUAUCUUUAGGAAGCUCUAGAUCAGCUACACCAGCCUUUUCAUCGCCAACAGGUCAAUCUUCCAUAUCACCGUGUAUAAAUCAGUCUCCAGUACCACCGUUAGGCCUUAACCAAAAUAAUGUAUUUAUGCCUAUUUCGAGUCCUGCACAUCAUGCAGCCCCCUUAAUCUCGCCUAGCGCAAAAUGGAAACAUUCUCCUACGCAGUCAAAUUUUUUGGUUCAAUAUCAGCAGCAAGUGAUUAAACCUGAACCAAAUCGAAUGGUUAGACCAAGUCGACCAGCUCCUACUGCUCCUGUUCCAGCAAGUAUAGGGACAAGUGUAAUAAGAAUCUCUCCAGUGAGUCGUGGAAUGCCUGGACAAAAUUUAACUUUGUCGUGGUCAGAACAAAGUCCACCACCAAGACAUCCAUCAGUCGUAACGUCUAUAGCUCAACAACAACAAGGAAUUAUAUUGCAGCAUGCGUUAACAUCAAGCAACAAUUUUCCUAAUCAUUCUGAAGUUCCUGAACAGAAUACACAACUUCUAAAACCAUCGCACUCACCUCAUAUGUCGUCUUUAUCUGCUCCGCCACCGCAAAAUUUGACUCUUCUACAUAAGCCACAAGAACAACCAGUUGAUUAUGCACAGACAGCACAGCCACAAAAUCAGCCAAUUUAUGUGAUGCAACAUCAGCACGAAAAGAAGUACCUUGUUAUAAAAAAUAAUAUAGAUAUCUCUACGGCAGGACAUAUAGGUAUUCAAGAUGAUAAAUAUAGACAAGGUUUAAUGAAUCAUUUGGCACAGCUUCCAGCAUCGUUACAUCAAAAUCAAUGUCAAUCAUCUCAGACUCCUGCUGUGUCCGUCCAUAUCGAUAAACUCUCUGUUUUACAACAAACUAAUAAGAUUGGGAUACAUACAUCCGCACAUAUGGAUGUACAAAGGAAUUCAGCACCAUCCACGAACGUUGUAAUGUCAGCCGCAACAGAAGUUACUAAUCCAUCAACUCCUACCAGUGUCUUCCAGCAUGUAAUCGUUCAGCCUGGACAUCUAAUACAGAUCCCGAAAGCUCAACCUCCUAGAGAAGAAAAUUCAAAAAAUAAUGGAGUCCUAUGUUUCACAGAUGGCAGCCAUGAUGUUCCUUCCGCAUACCAGCCCCAUCCCCCAUCAUUACUGAAUAAUGCAGUGCGCAACUGGAAAAAAGCUUUCUCCUGGCAAACAACAGUUUUGGAUCAAUCAGAGGUGAGUCCUCCACCAUCUGCUCUCAGUCCACCAUUAAGUGCACCACCGAUUCCGAUAAGUAUCAAUACAUCCGGCGAGGAUGGCUCAGCACCAGGUGCAGAUCAAAUUACUCCUGCUGAAGAAGAAGAUGAUGAUGUUUUUGAACCAGAACCGACAACACCCGCAGAGAUCGAAAUUAAUACUAAUAAAAGGCGUAGUCAAUCCCUUAGUGCUUUGCAUUCCAAGGAGCCACAGAGUCCACUAAAAACAAAGGAUAGAAUACGUCGACCUAUGAACGCAUUUAUGAUAUUUUCGAAACGGCAUCGCGCAGUUGUGCACCAAAGACAUCCGAAUCAAGAUAAUCGCACUGUUUCUAAGAUUUUGGGAGAAUGGUGGUAUGCUCUGGGUCCUGAAGAGAAACAAAAGUAUCAUGAUCUUGCGUCUGAAGUUAAGGAGGCACAUUUCAAAGCACACCCAGAUUGGAAAUGGUGUAGCAAGGAUAGAAGAAAAUCGUCCACAACAAGCUUUAAGGGUAGCGAUUCUAGAGGAAAAUUAAAUAGUACUGGAGAAGAAACAGAUAUGGGACCACCGACGGAAGAUGUACCUUUAACGCCAAGAGGAACAGACGAGGUGUCUGUUCCAGUUACGACGGUAUAUACGGAAACUCCUACUAUUGAGAUUAUUAAUCAGACACAUGCACCACAUCGUAUUUUGGACAUACCUUUACAAAUUGAUACUACCGAACCUGAAUCGAAACAAGACGAAGACGCUAAUGGAUCGGACGAUGAUCAAAUGGUUAUUUGCGAAGAUCCUCAACCAGAAAUAGAUUUGAAAUGUAAAGAUAAAUUGACUGAUAGUGACAAUGAUGCACAAGAGGAAGAUAUGGACAAAAAAUCUUUUAAUCAAUCGCAAUUUUCACCUGUUAGUGGACAAAAAAGAGAUGGAGUAAAUGUCAAACAGGAAAUAACUUGUAGACCUAAACCUAUAAAAGCACGAAUACCAUCAACAAGUAUAGAAACCACAACCAAGUAUCAUCAUACUUCCAUUGAUAAAGGUGGCACAGUAUCAGUUUUAUCAAGCACUUAUCCUUAUCAUAGCCCAAUAAAUCCAACAGGAGUAUCAGGAUUUCAACCUACGGGUGGUGCAUUUAUAACCAUGCCAGUGUCACCGAAAGUUAUAAAACCGGAACCAGUGAAAAAUGAACAACAAUAUAGCACUCAAUAUAGCAUGAGUAGUCUAGUAGCGAACAUUCAUACUGACAAUGGAAGAAACAUACCUAAAUUUACAGCUGCUCCUGUGCUACAUUCAAUUGGAACGAAACCUAUGAUGGCUCUGUUAAAACAACAGCAGCCGUUGCAGUCUUUAGCCACUACCGCUCAUCCCCUUACUUCUGCUGUCCCUUCUCAACCACCGUUCACUCUUACAUUGCUUGAUAACAAUUUGGUGGCUAUUUCCAAACCACAGCAGGGACCGCAGUACCUUGGCCCUACAACACCGCAUCCCCGGAUGUAUUGCGGCUUCAAUAUACCUAUCUCUGAUGCUGGAAGCCGCAAUAUAUCUUCGCAAAAUUUGAUCUCCGGUACCAAGGUUGAAGCACAAAGUGUUAUCGUGAGCAAACAUUAUCCAGUUUCUACAAAUUCUACAACAUCGCCUUAUAGAGGAAUCAGUCAUUCUAUCGCACGUUUAGCAGAAUCUGAUAAAAAUGAUACCCAAACAGCGUCGAAUCAUGCUCAAUUUUAUGGGAGCAAUAUAAAAAGUGAGCAAGAUAGGAAAGAUACAGGCAACGUUCUUCUAACAUCUUCAAAUGAUAAACUUAAACAACCACUUACACCACAUACACCGCAUACGCCUCAUAGCAGUCACAUUAAUAGUGAACAUUCAUCAAAUAAAUCAUAUUCUGUAGAUGAAGAUCCAAAUAGCGAUAUAGGAUCAAAUAAAGGUCCUUUUAUGCUAGCACCGACACCAGCUCAACUUGGAAGAGCACCAUUGCAAAGAAGACAAUUAAUGGCAAUGCCCUCCACAACAACCACAGGAGAACAUGGACUUUCAGUGUCUCAACAACGUUCUGACCAAAGUCGACCACAGGGAAAUACUUCUCAAUCUUCCGAAUCGAUGCAACAACAAAAUAUAUCGGAGUCUCGUACAUCCCCAUCCCCUUCAACUAAAAAAGGCUCCUUCUUCAAAAAGAAUGUCGAAGAUGGUAUGGAUAGGGUUCUUGAACAAGUAAAUUUUCAAGAGAAAUUUUCAUCGUUACCAGAAUUUAAACCGGAAGAUAUACAGAGCCCAAGUGCAAUCACUAUAAAUACUCCAGGUUCUUCUGGUCAUAGCACUGUUACUUCCGGAUUACACUCAUCAAAUUUACAAGCAUCGAUGCAAGGUUAUCGGAAGAAAUCUCAAGGACCUCAUAGAAGUAACUUAAACGAAGAUGAUAUUGAUUCUGAUGCGUCAGUAUCCGCUACACCGAAAUCAACUUCGAGUGUCAAAUUGACAGGAACUACAUUCUUUGGUCCAGAUUUUAAUAUCGACGCAUAUAGACUUAAUACAGAUAUAGCAGGGGAAGUAGAAGAUACUUCUCCGCGGACACCAAAAACGCCUGUAGGAGGUGUAGGAAAUGCAGUAGGGAUUGGUAGAAAUGAAAAUGAACGUGGUCAUAGGAGAAUGUUGGAACAACGGAGACAUCUUGUGAUGCAAUUAUUUCGGGAACAUGGAUAUUUCCCUUCAACACAUGCUACCUCUACGUUUCAAGCAAAACAUUCUGAUAUAUUUCCUAACAAGACGAGUUUACAAUUGAAAAUUAGAGAGGUCAGACAAAAAUUAAAAGCUAAUUCAACUCCGAUGAGUGCUAACAGUUUAGUUAGCCCGCUGCCUGUUUCUGAAUCCUCGCCUAAUGUGACUGGACCAUUGACUGCUCCUCCUACGUCGAUGGGAGCACCACAUUCACUGCCUGUAAGCAGUAGUGGUAGCUAGCGCCCACGUGCCAACUGUGAUACUGUGCAUCCCAUUACUCCACAACACGAGUAUAUCAUUAUACUUUGAAGAUGAAAGCGAUGGCUUGAUAAAAUCGCUAUUACGCCAUUUCUUCGGAAUAUGUAAAAUACAGCAAGGCUUUAGUGCAAUUAGAACCUUUGUGUAAUCUGGUGAAAAUAAGAUGUAGAUGAAAACAUGACGAAAGGCGACAAGGCGUGUUAAUAUCCAGGCAUCGGUAAUAUUUUUAUGUUGUAUAUAAUAUUGAACUACUAUCGACCGCUUUUUAAAGUCAUAUCAGUUAACUUAUUAUAUUAAUGCUUUCAAAUAUAUUCAUUUUUAUCGAAUACAAAAUGCUGGAUCAGAUAUUUGUACAACAGAUAAAUUACAAUAGGUUACUGAUUACAAUAUUUAUGACUAAAUUAGGUGUUAAAGAUUUAAUUAUUAUUACAGAUUUAAUAUACUUCUUACUGUUGUGAAAGAAGAUAAUCAAUUUAUUUGUAAUCAUAAUUUAAAGUACUUUUUAAUCCUUCUUGUUACUUAAUUUUUGUAACAAAAAAAAAAAAAAAAUAUGAAAUUCUCCCCAAAUACAUUGCCAAUCAACGAAAUUAUUUUAGUAAUUCUAAACAAUUUUAAUAAUCUGCAAUAGAAAAUGCUUGCAGAGUUUAUAAACGUUAAUAAUAAGCACGCAUGCUUUGUUAGGAAAAAGUACUCACUCUUUAGUAUUCUGUUAUUUCUAUAUUUUUGAGGAUUGUAAUUAUAUGGGUCAAUGAACAUCUGUAAAUAUUAUUAGUAAAGAACGCAAAAUCUCUCAAUGCGUAACAACAUUACACAUAUCUAUUAUAUUAUCCAAUUGUAAAAUUGUAUUCGAUUGUAAAAUCUAUUAUAAACAAUGAUGUGUAGAUAAGAUAUUGUAAAAAUUGGUUCUCAAUUUGACCGUUUAAUUAUUAUUCCCUAAAUAGCUAAUCACUUUGAUAAUAAUUGAUUGGCAAUGUGCGAAUAAAGGAAGGUAAUAUUACUCCACAUUCCAAACGCGCAGACUUGAUUUUAUGAAGCAGUCAGUAAUAAGUUUAUAAUAAGAUUUAAUAGUUAUUUUAUUAAAUCAUUACAUUUUAAUAUAAUUUCUCUGUGCAAUUUUGAAUAUUUAAUAAACGUUUGUAUAUUAACACGCCUUUACCAAAUCAUGAAAGGCCUAAGCCAUUGUUAAAUAUUGUUAAAGCUGCUAUAAUGAGAUCCAGUACAGAGAGAGAAUUGUAAUUGAAGAGUAUUAGGAUAACGAAACAUUAUAAUAUGAAAUCAGAGUUUAUAUACUUUAGUUAUACUUUAUAUAUGAUAAAGUUGGAAAAGAGAGAAAGCUAUAGAUUGAAAAACUGCGAUAAACGUUGCACAAAAUUUACCUGAUGCAGACAGCAAAUGUGUUUAUUUUACUUGUAAAUACUAUAGCAUGACUCGUGAUAGAAGGCAUCCAGAGAGUUUAAAAUAUCUAUAAUGCUGAGUCUUAAUAUUUUGAGAUAGUAGCAGGUCUUUGGUGAUUUGUAGGACAUAAAAUAGGAGGUAAAAACCGUGCCAUCGUAUGGCGACAAGCUGGAGAAAGCAUACGGUAUAAUUCCCUUGUUUGUUAAAAGUUAAUGAUAAGAUGACACUUGAUAUAGGUAAUAUGUAAUGUUUCCCAUAUUCUUGAAAGUACUUAUUUACCGUUUUUAGAGCUUUGCUGAAAUUCAACGCACUCAUAUAUAUAUGAUAUAUAUAUUUUAUCGGUCUUUUAAAAUGAUCUUUAUUUUUUUUCUUUUUUUUUUUUUUUUU
Messenger RNA from Vespa velutina, 9888 nucleotides. It is a transcript of the gene cic, whose product is annotated as protein capicua homolog. Gene Ontology annotation, molecular function: DNA-binding transcription factor activity, RNA polymerase II-specific; RNA polymerase II transcription regulatory region sequence-specific DNA binding. The record is from RefSeq and is a predicted model, not a curated record. The transcript has 22 exons. NCBI's taxonomy places the organism in Eukaryota, Metazoa, Arthropoda, Insecta, Hymenoptera, Vespidae. Gene Ontology annotation, biological process: regulation of transcription by RNA polymerase II. The coding region runs from base 2299 to 8088 and encodes 1929 amino acids. Gene Ontology annotation, cellular component: nucleus.